UUCUGACGGAGCUGUCCCAGCUGGGCAGGGACAGGAGCAGCCGCCCCAUCGCCUGCGCUCCCCCCGGGAUGCUCGGGGCGGGGAUGGGGGAUGUUCCCCCCCGGGGUGCCGGUCCCCUCCCUCCCCGCCGGGGCUGAGGAAGCGGAGGGAGCCGUGGAGUUGCUCUGCAUAUUAAUGAGCCGGGAGCGAGGGCAGCGGGAGCCGCUUUAAAGGAGGCGAAGGGAAGGCAGCGGCAGAGCGCAGGCAGCGCAGGCAGCGCCGGGCAGCCGCUCCGCCGGGAGCCGCUCCGCUGUCCCCUCCCUGGUGACACAGCCCCGGGACAGCGGGAUCGGGGGGACGAACCCCAAGCGAGAAAACACAUCAACCCCCCCGGCGUCUCCUCUGGUACCCGCUGUCUCACCAUGAAGCUCCUGACAGCAGCUCUACUUCUGCUCUUCAUCGCGAUGUGCUUGGCCAGCGCAGAAGGCGUGAAGUGCAAAUGCUCAAGGAAAGGUCCUAAAAUAAGAUUCUCUAACGUACGGAAGCUGGAAGUGAAACCGAGGUACCCGUUUUGCGUGGAAGAGAUGAUUAUUGUGACACUGUGGACCAAGGUGAGGGGGGAGCAGCAGCACUGCCUGAACCCCAAACGCCAGAACACCGUGAGGCUGCUCAAGUGGUACCGAGUAUGGAAGGAGAAAGGCAGGGUCUAUGAAGAAUAAGAACAAGCGGUGUGAGGACUGGAGCAGAUUCCCUUGGCUGGCAUAGGACUGGGCUCUACAGAAGAUUAUUUCUCUCUCGCAGGCAUAAGACACAAAUUCUAUAUUAUUAUAAAGCACUUUUUACCAAGGGUCUGUUUUUACAUUUUAUAGCCACGUGCAAAAGGCUUCCAGAUUUCCCAAGCAUCUGUUGCACUUCUGAUUCCACACCCGUCUGCUCCGCACCGAAAUUGGGAAAAACAUGUUCUUUUCGUUCUAAAGAAGUCGUUUGGGGAAUUUUUUUUUUUUUGAUCUUUUUUCUUUUUAAUUAUUCUUCAUUCAUACUGCACUAUGACUGCAAUCGAGCUUUAUAAGCUCAUCGGGCAAACCGCGACGUUGGUGACGGUGUCACACACACACAGCCAUUCCCUCGCCCCCUGGGCAGCGGGAAAGCUUCGGGGCCGGGCUUUGUUGGGCGCAUUUGCAGCCUCCUCCGCCUCAGCCGGGCAAAGCAGGGACCAAAGACGAGUUUGCUGGGGCAGCUGCCACCGGAACGUGGCUGUACCUGCAGAACGAGGUCCCUCCUCAGCACCUCAAGUGAGCCUGAGAUCACUUGUGUACCUCUUCUUUAAAGGACUCGAGGUCUGGCUGCAAAGCGAAGCGCCCCCUGCCUCCCUUUUAACCUCUCAUGCAAUUAGGAAGCAUUUCUAGGUUGGUUUUAUUACUAAGAAAAUAAAAAAGUCUGUUCGGUUUGGGGUUUUUUGGUUGGUUUUGUUGGGUUUUUUUCUCACCUGAAGCGCUCACAUGGAGUUUGUGGCUUCAGUACUGAGAUAUUUUAAGCUUCGAGGCUAUUGUGUAUGAUUUCCUAGAUUUGUAGCAACAACAACAAAGAAAGCCUUUAAAAGGUACCUUUUUAUGACAAAUAUGAUAGGGCAAACAUAUAAAUACCUAUGUAUGUUUUAGUCACAAUACAACAUAUUCAUUAUUUUGAAUGUAAUACUUCCAUGUUAAGCAGUGCAUUCCUCUUUUUAAUAUAACAAAACUACCUUUUCAUUUGUAAAUAUACUAUAGGAAGUCUCCCUAUAUUAUCUUGCUGUAUAAUGUACUGUACUGCUAAAUUAUCAUAUGCUAUUUAAAUGUUUGAAAUAUUUAGAAGGUUGCAUGCAGA
Messenger RNA from Chiroxiphia lanceolata (lance-tailed manakin), 1842 nucleotides. RefSeq names its product C-X-C motif chemokine ligand 14 (gene CXCL14). Gene Ontology annotation, biological process: antimicrobial humoral immune response mediated by antimicrobial peptide; cell chemotaxis. Lineage: Eukaryota; Metazoa; Chordata; Aves; Passeriformes; Pipridae. The record is from RefSeq and is a predicted model, not a curated record. Gene Ontology annotation, molecular function: chemokine activity. The transcript is spliced from 4 exons. The coding region runs from base 402 to 698 and encodes 98 amino acids. Gene Ontology annotation, cellular component: extracellular region.